GGUUAGUGGGAAAAAAAAACCAAAAAAAAAAACACCAAAAAAAAAACCAGUAGGGAGAGAGAACUGGGAUAAACGUGAAUUGAAAGCAACAAAGCCUCUUGCAGGCUUUCAGUCUCCCAUUUGCUGCUGAAGCAUUGGCUAAUAAUGUAAAGGAAUAAAAGCAUCUAAAUUUUUCAUCUGUCAAGACUGCUGUCUUGACAUCAGUAGAGAGAAGCUUGAUGUGAGCGGCUUAAGAAAGCUGUGGAGAUACAGUUCAUUUGGGAGAUGGAAGAAAUGGCAGAGCAGCUUUUGUAGGAUGUGAUUAUUGAUCUGUGCCCAUUACAUUUGGGCUGAUGUCUGAUGUUAUAAUAUGCUAAUGUAAAGUAAUGGAGUGUUAUUUGCAAAGGAAAGAGUUGGCACUCAAGAUACUAUCUCUGACUUCAGCUGGGGAAAACAGAAUGCUCAGGGCUGGGUACGACUCUGAUUUAGGGGAAGGAGGAAACAUGAAACUCCAGCAUCUUUCCUGCUCGGUGUAUCGAUCAAAACCCUCAUAAAGGCAUUUGCUGUAAAAUGCGACGAGAAACUCUUGGUGAAGGCUUUUUUCCAGUUUGAAAUCAGAUGUUCUUUACCCUUGGAAACAUAAUUCUCUGGAAUUUGGCAGUGGGUUGGGAGUAAGAGCAGUGCCAGUUAGUCCUGUGGAUUUGCAUCUCGUGCUGUGUUUCAACAUCAGAGUGUAUCUGCAGAGGCAACAGUUUCAUAAGUCCAGUUUACAACCUUUGUCCACUCCGGGCUCUUCCUUCUGCUUCUGGAGAAUGGAAUUGUACUUUCCACUGCUUCAGUAUUGAGAAGAUUCUGGGCAGUCUCAAAGGACUUGACUGGCAUAGAGUCCAUGGACCAAUGUCGCCACACACUGGAGCAGCACAACUGGAACAUAGAGGCAGCUGUGCAGGACCGACUGAAUGAGCAAGAGGGUGUCCCAAGUGUCUUUAAUCCUCCUCCAUCGCGGCCGUUGCAGGUCAAUACAGCCGACCACAGGAUCUACAGCUACGUUGUCUCAAGGCCACAGCCAAGGGGCCUGUUAGGAUGGGGUUACUACUUCAUAAUGCUUCCAUUCCGAUUUACCUAUUACACAUUACUUGAUAUAUUUAGGUUUGCUCUGCGUUUUAUACGCCCCGAUCCUCGUAGUCGGGUCACUGACCCAGUGGGUGACAUUAUUUCGUUUAUUCAUAUGUUUGAGGAAAAAUAUGGGAGGAUACACCCUGUCUUCUACCAGGGAACUUACAGCCAGGCACUGAACGAUGCCAAGCGGGAGCUGCGCUUCCUGUUGGUUUAUCUUCAUGGAGAUGACCACCAAGACACAGAUGAGUUUUGCCGCAAUACACUGUGUGCACCCGAGGUCAUCACCCUCAUCAACACUAGGAUGCUCUUCUGGGCUUGCUCAACCAACAAACCAGAGGGAUACAGAGUGUCCCAGGCCCUGCGGGAGAACACGUACCCAUUCCUGGCCGUGAUCAUGCUGAAGGACCGCAGGAUGACCGUGGUUGGGCGGCUGGAAGGUCUCAUCCAGGCUGAUGACCUCAUCAACCAGCUGAUGUUCAUCAUGGAUGCCAACCAGACGUACCUGGUGUCUGAACGCCUGGAAAGGGAAGAGAGAAACCAAACCCAAGUCCUGAGGCAGCAGCAGGACGAGGCAUAUCUGGCAUCCUUACGUGCGGACCAGGAAAAGGAGCGCAAGAAGAAGGAGGAACGGGAGAGGAAGAAGAAGAAAGAGGAGGAAGUGCAGCAGCAAAAGCUAGCAGAGGAGAGGCGGCGACAGACGCUGCAGGAGGAGAAGGAGCGGAAGUCGGAAUGCCUUCCUCCCGAGCCACAUCCCGAUGACCCGGAGAGCGUCAAGAUCAUUUUCAAGCUGCCUAACGAUUCCAGAGUGGAGCGGCGAUUCCACUUCACACAGUCACUGACGGUGAUCCAUGACUUCCUGUUCUCCUUGAAAGAAAGCCCUGAGAAGUUCCAGAUUGAGGCCAACUUCCCUCGCCGUGUCCUGCCCUGCCUCCCUACAGAGGAGUGGCCCAACCCCCCCACGCUGCAGGAGGCCGGACUCAGCCACACGGAAGUCCUCUUUGUGCAGGACCUCACGGACGAUUGACACUUCUUUUGGUUUUGUUUUUGGUUAUUUUGUUUUUGGUUUUGUUUUUGUUUUGUUUUUUUUCCAGAAGACACAAAACGGAAAGAGAAAUUCAUAUUAUUAUUAUAAUACAAUAUUUUUUUUAAAAGACUGCGUACAAACGAGGGAUCAGAGACCACAUGGCCCGUGCCAGCUGUGCUGCGUGUGUGCGCUGGCGAGAGGACGCGUGCGCACGGCCAUCCCCUGCACCGGGGGGGCAGAGAGGGGGGAGCUGGUGUUGCCCCUCCACCUUCCCUGGGGAGGAACAGGAAUGGCAGCUCUUGGUAAUUACUGCUUUUAUUGAUGACAAUAAUAAUAAAACCCCGACAACCUGACAUCGUGUGAAGAUUUGAUACUCUGCUGCUCCCGAGAGACACAGGACCGAGCACCGGAACGUGCUGGGAGUGGGGUGGGGGGAAAGGGCUGGACACAAUCUUUUCAGCUUCCCUCUCUGUAUAAAUACUGUUCUUUAAUAUUUCUCUUGCUUUGUAAUGACCAAAGGAGAAUGGGGUUGACUAUAGUAUUAACUUUUUGAUAAAGAGCUGGUUCGAUUCUUACCCGUGUGGGGUCUUGCCCAGGGUUCUUAGCCUGCGUAGUGUAAUAAACUCUGCCUCUAGCA
Myiozetetes cayanensis is the source of this 2759-nucleotide messenger RNA. RefSeq names its product Fas associated factor family member 2 (gene FAF2). Gene Ontology annotation, cellular component: endoplasmic reticulum. Bases 869 to 2122 code for a protein of 417 amino acids. Gene Ontology annotation, molecular function: ubiquitin binding. Lineage: Eukaryota; Metazoa; Chordata; Aves; Passeriformes; Tyrannidae. The transcript is spliced from 11 exons. The record is from RefSeq and is a predicted model, not a curated record.